UCGCGAGAGUGCCGCAGUCGCUCAGCAGCAGUCGCUUUUGCAGCAGGGCUGAGGGAGACGGAUCGAGAAGGAAAGCGGGGAGGCUGCAUCAUGGCGGAUAGAGACAGUGGAAGUGAGCACGGUGGAUUCGCCACAGGCCCCGGCGCUAGCCCAAUGCACCCGGGCGCGACGGGCGCGGCAUCUCGGCUGCAGCACGACACGGAGGAGCUCGCGUCGAAGCGGGUUGACAUUCAGAACAAACGCUUUUAUCUGGACGUAAAGCAGAACGCCAAAGGCCGCUUUCUGAAGAUAGCAGAGGUCGGGGCCGGGGGAAAUAAGAGCCGCCUGACUCUCUCCAUGUCGGUAGCCGUGGAGUUCCGCGACUACUUGGGAGACUUCAUCGAGCACUACGCCCAGCUGGGUCCCAGCAACCCCGAUAUCGUGCAGGACGAGCCCCGGAGGGCCCUCAAGAGCGAGUUUCUGGUGCGGGAGAAUCGAAAGUACUACAUGGAUCUGAAGGAGAACCAGAGGGGACGGUUUCUGAGGAUCAGACAGACCGUAAAUCGGGGGCCCGGAUUGGGAGCAUCGCAAGGCCAGACCAUCGCUCUUCCAGCGCAGGGACUCAUCGAGUUCCGCGACGCUUUGGCCAAACUCAUCGACGACUUCGGCGUGGACGAGGACCCCGCGGAGCUGCCAGAGGGCACCUCGUUGACUGUGGAUAACAAGCGCUUCUUUUUUGACGUGGGCUCCAACAAGUACGGAGUGUUCAUGCGGGUGAGCGAGGUGAAGCCCACCUACCGCAACUCCAUCACGGUGCCCUGCAAAGUCUGGUCCAAAUUCGGAGCGACGUUCUGCAAAUACGCGGAUGAGAUGAAAAAGAUCCAGGAGCGGAGCAGGGAGAGGAGGGCGCGCGAGAUGCAACCGGAGGGCCUGCAAGGGGACGACGGGGACGAGGAUUAAUGGAUAUAUACUUAGUCAUACAUGUAAACAUAUACACACGAUGUAUAUACGCGGAGAAUAGGACAUUAAAAAAGAUAUAUAACGAACGACAUGAUAAUCAAACGUUACUGUAAUGCGAGAUGUGAGAUAGAAUUUCAAGGGAUCGAUCAACAACAACACAACCCUCACAGACUUUAACAGUCGCAUCUCUUCACCCAUCGCCGGAUGUUACCCACUUACUCACCAUUUAACAGUAAGACGCUGCUAUCGAUAACAUGAUCUAUUUGAACCGUGUCCUGGAUGGUGCGAGUGUCAUAGAGGCGGGAGUGUGUAUUUCCCUCUUUACCCAUGUGUUUGACACAUCCAAGCUAUUCUAACACUAUUUCCAAAGGUGCAGAUUAAUGAGAAAUAUGCCAAAUUAAUCAUUAGAGCUCAUGUUUGACUUCCAGCACAAAGCUAUAAUUUAGGAAACAAAGGUUCAAAACGCAAACGAACAUCAGAUGGUACGACCACGAGUGAGUGCUGACAACACGCACCGAGUCAGAAUAUUCGAUCUUUAAAAAGCGGAUGUCACCCCUUCUUCUUGUUCGACUUAACGCAUACGAUGAUAUGUAGAUACGAUGUUUACUCGUUUGCCUCUUAACUAUAGACAUAAAGCAAAUGAGUUCGUUUGUUCGCACGCGAUGUCAUGCAAUGUGUGCUUCGGUAGCCGCGCAGUGAACCCGGGGCGCAUUGCUCCAACGACCGGUUGACGUUUAUUCCUGUUCAAAACAAAACCUGUCGCACCGUGCCCACCGACAUUCGGGCAAACAGUUCCAUUGAAGUGCUAACUUAGAUAUACGAACUAUGAUUUUGUGAAUCAGAUGUACUUAGAUCCUUUUAAAAUUACCCACGUUUUCUGUGGGAAUUUUUCUUUUUGGGGCGGGGGGGAUAGGUCGGAGGGGGGUGCUUGUAUAUAAAAAAGAAGCUGUCCACUAGUGUGAGCGCGGAUGCAUGUGAAGUUGCGCGGAGCAUCCUCUACAACGUCAAAAAAACAACAACUCUGGUGCCUUAUAAUCUCUCCACACGUUUACAUGCUUUACGUGUACGAUGUUUUUUUCCGAUCGCUGUUUGUCUUUCUUUGUUGUUAGGGGUCGCAACUGAGUUGUUGCUGUGCCACUCGUGGUGCUUCUUUAAUGACUUCUUCAACAAGCCAAUCAAAGAAAGAGGCGCGCGGGGCUCUCGGUCCCACACGUCGCCGAGAAGAGAACGGCGACUAUUGGGUCAUCGUCAAACAGCGCUGACGUAAACAUGGAUGUAUGCUGGCAUUGACGUCGUGUCCAAAUUAUCAUAAUUAAACGCCCUAAAUUCAGAAAUCAUUCAAGUGCGACUGAUGACAGAUUUUGAAAGGCACUUUCUUUUAAUUAUCGUAAUUUCGACACGAGGUCAGCGCAGCACUAGUCACCUAAAGGCGGUGGGGGUGUGCUCGUGCUCCGUGUAAAAAUAACGAUAUAGCUUCUUGUAAAAAAGAGCGAUAACGCCGAACGUUAUGCUAAUGUAGGCCUAUAUUAGUAGACUUACGGCCGAGGCAGUAGCCUGUAUGAUUUUUGUAUGGUGCUAAUAUCCCGUUCGUGGGAUUUAUUUCUGCCGGUCUUAGGUAUCAGUUGCUGCGUUCGUUUUAAACCUCGUCACAUCGCACCUUGAGAUUUUACUUUCCUCACUAAAGUUACAGUGCUAACGUUGCACUAGGCUAUCUAUUGCGCAAUAUGUUGCGGGCCGCGUGCCAAGUCCGGCAUUCUGUGCGCGUGUGGACACUCGUCCCCUGUAACGACAAAAAAAAUCGACGCAUAAAGCUGAUUUAACUGUGUAUGAGAUUCAAAACCAGACGACUAGCCUUUAUGGGAAGCUGCCCAAGAUAACACUUCAUUCUUCUUACCGCCGGUCACUAAAAACGGGGAGACGGAGCUCGCGCACCAAUCAGGCGCGUUCCUUCGUUGUGACGUAAAACGUUCGUUUUGAGCUCGAGUAGUUGUCUGUUUUUGCCGAUGUUUUUCAUGCACAGCGCUUCGGUCAGAAAUAUAAGUAUUUAUUUGCUAUGUGAACAAUGUUGUUGGAAGAAAUCGUAAUCUCCUCAAACCCUCCUGACGUAAACCAGCUUACUAAUGUUGCAAAGACAUUUAGUGAAAAGCCUGUUGCUGUUUUUAAGACCCAACACCAUAUCUCACCAGUUUGGUUCAAAUGAGGCCAAAAGUCACCAGCCUAUAGACAGUUUGGGGGGUUUUGUCACCGGCUCCAGGCCUGUUUCAUGUUAAGCACAUGAGUGCAUUUUGAGAAAGGCUGUCAUUACUUCUGCACAAGAUUAAAAACAUACGUAGG
Molecule: messenger RNA, 3273 nt
Organism: Triplophysa dalaica
Lineage: Eukaryota; Metazoa; Chordata; Actinopteri; Cypriniformes; Nemacheilidae
Gene: purab
Product: purine-rich element binding protein Ab
Exons: 1
Coding region: 91-939 (282 amino acids)
Biological process (GO): regulation of transcription by RNA polymerase II
Cellular component (GO): nucleus
Molecular function (GO): purine-rich negative regulatory element binding; DNA-binding transcription factor activity, RNA polymerase II-specific; RNA polymerase II transcription regulatory region sequence-specific DNA binding
Source: RefSeq, a predicted model, not a curated record